CUCAUUUUUUUUUUCUCGUAUUUACUCUAAAGACAAAAAAAAAUCUGAAAGCAUGGCUGGAGAAGAAGAAUUCUACGUUCGUUACUAGUAAGCUACUUUGAUCAGCAUUUUCUACAACGCGUUUAUUAACCAUCAAUCAAGUUCUGGACACAAAGGACGUUACGGCCAUGAAUUCUUGGAAUUUGAAUUUAGAUCAGAUGGUCUCUGUCGAUACGCCAACAACUCCAACUACCGAAAUGAUAGUCUAAUCAAAAAAGAGAUGUAUGUCAGUGCUGCUGUUAUUGAUGAAUUGAAAAAGAUUAUUGAAGACAGUGAGAUUAUGAAAGAAGACGAUAGUCAAUGGCCUACAAAGAAUGUUGUUGGAAGUCAAGAAAUCGAAGUUCGUCUUGGAAACGAACACAUUUCAUUUGAAACUUCCAAGCUAAGUUCGCUUGUUGAGGUUCAAGACAGUAAAGAUCCUGAAGGUUUGCGUGCAUUCUAUUAUCUCGUUCAAGACUUGAAGGCCUUUGUGUUUUCUUUAAUUUCAUUACAUUUCAAGAUCAAGCCUAUCAAUUAGAUCAUAAAGUUGAAUUAUAACAAUAAAAAAAAAAAGUUUUUUUUUUCUUGUUUUUUA
Messenger RNA from Gilbertella persicaria, 613 nucleotides. RefSeq names its product Mago nashi protein. Gene Ontology annotation, biological process: RNA splicing. Gene Ontology annotation, cellular component: nucleus; exon-exon junction complex. The transcript has 5 exons. Bases 260 to 556 code for a protein of 98 amino acids. The record is from RefSeq and is a predicted model, not a curated record. NCBI's taxonomy places the organism in Eukaryota, Fungi, Mucoromycota, Mucoromycetes, Mucorales, Choanephoraceae.